Eremomyces bilateralis CBS 781.70 is the source of this 2520-nucleotide messenger RNA. RefSeq names its product kinase-like protein. Bases 149 to 2356 code for a protein of 735 amino acids. The record is from RefSeq and is a predicted model, not a curated record. The transcript is spliced from 2 exons. Gene Ontology annotation, molecular function: protein kinase activity; ATP binding. Gene Ontology annotation, biological process: protein phosphorylation. NCBI's taxonomy places the organism in Eukaryota, Fungi, Ascomycota, Dothideomycetes, Eremomycetales, Eremomycetaceae.
GUCGCCAUGUCCUUGUCUGAUCAACCUCCGUCAUCUGAUGCACCUAAAACUGCACUCUGCUGAAUGUGUAAACAUCGGGAAAUGUAUCCAUCCACGCACUGAAUGACCUACAUCUUAGCCAGACGGGCUCUUGCCCAGUCGGCAUCAAAUGGCGAAUGAAACACCGCAGAGAAAUCAUCUCUCCCUGAUCCCCUACUUCCCCGCGGAGUCAAGCGAAGUCGUGUUACGUCAUGGAUCAUCAGUGGUGGUAUACGAUCAACGAUCGAAGCAGCUCUCGCUGCAAGAUGCCUCCAAUUCAAGCGCUGUAGAGCUUGCCGAUUGUCCCUAUUGUCAUCGGCCACUUCGAGGAGAGGGAUACGACGUCGAUGAUAAUGAAGAGGAAGAUGUCCAUCCACCGACGCCCGGUCCUGGGUCGGAGGCACAAUUCAUGAACCCCGCGUACUUUCGCAUGCUCCAUCAUAGCGGUUCCUACUCUGGAGAGACGUCGAGGCCGCCAUCCCCUCACCGUGGAAUCACCGGGACCCCUUCGGGUGUCCCCGAAGACAGGAAGCGGACGCUUAGAAGCUGGAAUAACGAUGUCGGUCAAGGGCAACAUCAUCUCGUCCCACCGGAGGGCUCAGAAUUCGUGGGAAGCGCACCGCAGAGUCCUCCUGGUCCACAUCAUAUCUCUUCCACUGCGUUCAGUCAGAACUAUUUCAAAACGUUCUUCGUCGAGGAAGGCGAGCUAGGCCGUGGAGGGAAGGGAGUGGUGCUCCUGGUACGUCACGUCCUGGAUGGCGUUCAUCUCGGCCACUUCGCCUGCAAACGAGUUCCAGUUGGAGACGAUCACGAAUGGCUGGAGAAGGUUCUGGUGGAAGUACAGCUUCUCCAAAACCUUUCCCAUCAGAACCUCGUCUCCUAUCGACAUGUGUGGCUGGAGGAUUACAAACUCACUACAUUUGGACCCAGCGUCCCAUGCGCAUUCAUCCUUCAGCAGUACUGUAACGGUGGUGAUCUGCUUCAUUACAUCCUGGAUCCUGCAAAAACUCAAGUUACCACACAACAGUUGAAGGAAAGGAUGCGGAGACGGUCAAAAGGCCAGCCAGAGCCACCCCAUGACCUGAACGGACCUCGAAGGAUGCACUUUGAUGAAGUGUUCUCAUUCUUCAAAGAUAUCACCGCAGGUCUCCACCAUCUCCAUGCAAACGGCUACAUUCAUCGAGAUCUGAAACCUAGCAAUUGCUUAUUGCACAAAACCGGUUCACGAAUACGAGUCUUAGUCAGCGAUUUCGGGGAGGUUCAAGCCGUCAAUGUAGCCCGGAAGUCCAGCGGAGCGACUGGCACGAUCUCAUAUUGCGCACCAGAAGUCCUCCGCCGCGAUCCAUCCACCGGCGAUUUCGGAAACUUCACGACCAAAUCCGACAUCUUCUCCCUCGGCAUGAUCGUGUACUUCAUGUGUUUCGCCCGAUCACCCUACCGUAACGCCGACAACAUGCACGAAGAAAACGAGAACGUCGACCGCCUCCGCGAGGAGAUCACCCUAUGGCCCGGCUUCAAUGACUCCCAGCGCCUCCGCGCCGACCUCCCCGACAAGCUCUACAAGUUCCUCCGCCGCCUGCUCUCCCUAGACCCGAGUGCACGACCGGGCACCGAAGAAAUCCUCCACGGCAUCGGCGCCAGCUCCGAGUUCGAAGAUCACCAAUCCUUCCCCACCGGCCCGUUCGACGACGUGCGCUCCCGCAUCUCCUCCGCGGACUCACCUGCCGCUGGUUCCCCGCUCCGCGGACCACGAAAACCCCAAAGCGCGACGACCGCCUUCCACCCGGCCCCUCGCUCUCCGACGCGACGUCGCGCCUCGAGCCCGCUCGUCUCCCCUGAAUGCCCCUCACCCCAGGCGAUGGAACGCAGCGGCAGCCUCGGCAGCGUCGUGGUGCGGCCGCGCCUGCUCUCUAAAUCACCCUCGCGUUCCCAAUCUCGGUCCCGGUCCCUGUCUCCGGGUGCGAGCGGCGCCGACAUGGCUCGCCAGUCGUCGACGCAGAGCGCACGACUCAUGCUCCCCGCCCCACCGCGUACGACGCCCCUCUUUGAAUUCCCGCCGUCGCGCCUGUCACCGGUGCUGCAGACGCUGAGCUUGAGCGUCAAGAUUGCGUUCUUCCUGUUCAAGUACGUCUCGCUCACCUCGCCGUGCGCGCCGUACUCGGUGGAUCCGAGGAUCGCGUAUCCGCUGUUGGCUGUGGCUACGCUGGAUUUGACGCUAGGGCUGGUGUCGUGGGGCAUGCUUGGGUCGAUAGGGUUGCUGGGAGUGCAUGUUGCGGUGGUAAGAUGGGCGUGGGUGGGUAGAUGGCUCUGCAUGCGUGGUGCUGGGAUUAUAUAUUAGAGUAAGAACAUGAUGGGUAGUAUAAUCGGCGUUUGAGGCCGUUCUGGGUACUAAUGAACGCUCCAAAACUUUUAUAUUGCGAUAGGAGACGCGCCAGGCAUACUACUACAUCCCCCGGCUCAAUAGAUCUCGACCAAUAAUAUUUCAGGUACUUCAAUGAAAAU